This is a messenger RNA of Iphiclides podalirius (scarce swallowtail), 1833 nucleotides long. NCBI's taxonomy places the organism in Eukaryota, Metazoa, Arthropoda, Insecta, Lepidoptera, Papilionidae. The record is from the annotation of a GenBank genome assembly.
AUGGAGUGGAAUGUUUUCACGGUUGUGUUUUACUUUUCUAUUUGGUUUAGACUGACAUCAGCUAAUUACACAUUCACGUACGACAUGGCUUUGCGUUGUAAGGAACACAUAAGUCAACGUGGCUAUAACUAUGAUACUUAUUACCGAGUUGAUGCUGCGGACCGUAGGCGUUUAAAAACCGAUCCAGAUGUUGCUUUCGAGAUGCAUUUAGCCAUUUUGGCAGCAAGUAAUGGCCAUAUUUUACUAUCAACUGUACCCCAGCCAACAGUCAGUGACCCUGUUUAUGAAAUCGUUAUUGGCGGAGGGAAUAACAUGUUCACCCAACUUCGCCGAAGCAAGGGAAAUAAUGCCAAAGCGUCUUCCAAAACGCUCAAUGUCCUAUCACCGAUACAGUUUCGAGCGUUUUACAUAAAAAUUUCUGAAGAUGGUUUAGUGGAAGUCGGUAGAGAAGAUGAGCCUUUGCCUUUAGUAAGUUACUACGAUGUUAACCCGCUUCCGAUAAAAUACUUCAGUUUCGCUUCAUGGAGCGGAGUUGAGGCAAAAUUCUUAUACGAUUGUCCGUCGCCGCGGGACAAUAUCACCGAUGCUCAAACACCAAACUCCGAAGUCGUCGAACAAAAACUAUCGAAUUCGGAUAGCUUGAAGAGAACGUUGUUGAUGGGAAGAAUGCCUCAAUUACCUCCGGCUCAAAAAAUGAACGUGACACUUGGUAUUAAGAUCACAAGCAUUUUCUACAAUGCAUUCGAUUCCAAACUUACAACAGGAUUAUCUGUUAUUAUGAAUUGGAUGGACGACAGUAUGGCCUGGAAUCCGAGCAAAUUUAAUGGAACCACGAGAUUAACAUUUCGUCAGGGGCAAAUUUGGAGGCCGACUUUUUUUGUUUUCAACUCUGACGACCUGGGUAUACUCGACACGAAUAAUCCCGAUUUAAUAUGGAUGGUAAACAGCGGGAAAGCUUUGUUCCAUUUUCAGACUUCAGUCAAUACGUGGUGUUUCCAAUAUUCAACUUCAUUUAACAGGUGGCCCCGAGAUGAGUACAGUUGCUCAAUCGUAAUUCAACCAUGGGAAUCUCAUGAGCAUAUGUUCCUUACUGUAUCAAAAAACAACGAUAUAGAAGGCUUUACAGAUAUAGAUGAAGUGAUACAAAACGAAUGGGAUAUAGAUUAUCAACAAUAUGUUUCAUCAGCGGCGUCUUGGAUUAAAACUCACCCGAACACAAGCAAUAUUCAAAGGGACAGAUUAAUUAUCACUAUGAACCUGAAAAGGCGAGCUUCAUCUUACAACAUAGUUUUCUAUACCCCAUUGUUAGUGUUAGUAACGUUUGUUCUAAUGUCCUUUUGGACUGAGUCGCUUAAAAUGGACCGGGUGUGGUUUUACGCCGGAUGUACCAUAGUAAUUUGCAUGGGACUUUGCUACAUAGACUAUUUAAUACCUUGCCACACAAUCCCCUCAAUAUUGGUUCUGUACAUUGUAGUGCUUAUUGGCAUACUCUUGGCGCUAAUUGUGCAUGUGUUACUAAUGACAUCUGCGGCGGAGAAAUUAUGCAAGAAAUCGUUGGUGAACGCCAUUCUAAUUCAGCGCUGGUUGCGGACGCUGUUUUGUCUACCCGAAAUUAAGAUCUGCAGGAUCUACGAGAGUCUCGGAGAGAGGAACCUAAUCGUUGAGGGGGAUGGUGACUCAGGCGUUUGUAUCCCACCGAGAUUGAGCAACGUAGAGGAAAUGGAAUCCGAGAACAACGAAUACGACGAGAGACAGGAAGUAGCGGAAGUAUUGGAUAAGAUCAUGUUCUUCGCAUAUUCCGUUGCCUUUGCUGUAAUGCUCAUUCUUCAUUUU